CUUAGGAAGCACUAAAGCAUUAGACAUGAUGAUUUAACACAGAAAUGUAAGACAAAGUAUAAUAAGUAAUGAGUUCAGUUCUGUUUCUGAAGAGAAAUGUCAUUAUUUUCAUCUUUAAGCCUCAGUAUGAACUUUUCUAAAACAAUCAGUUAUUCUAAAAGCCAUCUCUGUUUCUUCUUUCAGUUCCAGCAUGAAGAAACUGUGCACUUUGUGCCUGCCACUAAUACACCUGAUGUCCCUGUCAACGUCUACCCCGACCGAGUACAGCCCUGGGUACUACCCCGAGUACAACCCUGGGUACCAGAUUGUGUACUACCCCGAGUACAACCCUGUGUCCCAACCUGAGUACUACCCCAAGUAUAACCCUGAGUAUUACCCCAUGUACUACCCCGAGUACAGCCCUGAGUACUACCAGUUCCUGCCACCCGACUUCUACCCCAAACCCCCAACGAUGGAGAUUGUUGAAGAAGUCUGCUUCCUCCCUUCACCACAGCCUCCUCACAACCAUCAGCCAAUUCUGCCUGAAAGGAAGAGCACACUGAUUACAAGUCAGGACCCCAAUAAUGGUGGCCAAGACAUUAUGGUCAAAGGGCUUCUGAGAGGAACAGCCAUGUAUCUACCCAAGAACGUGUUUCCACCCAAGAGCGUGUCUGUACCCCAACAUGUGUCUCCACCUGAAUCUGCAUCUCUGCUCAAACCUGCAUCUCCCCCUGAACCCGUGUCUCCUCCCGAACCUGCAUCUCCCCCCGAACCUGCAUCUCCCCCCGAACCUGCAUCUCCCCCUGAACCCGUGUCUCCCCCCGAACCUGCAUCUCCCCCUGAAACCGUGUCUCCCCCCGAACCUGCAUCUCCACCUGAACCCGUGUCUCCACCCAAACCUGCAUCUCUUCCUGAACCUGUGUCUCCACUCGAACCUGCAUCUCCCCCUGAACCCGUGUCUCCACCCUUCAGACCUGCAUCUCCCAUUGAACCUGUGUCUCCCCCCGAACCUGCAUCUCCACCUGAACCCGUGUCUCCACCCAAACCUGCAUCUCUUCCUGAACCUGUGUCUCCACUCGAACCUGCAUCUCCCCCUGAACCCGUGUCUCCACCCUUCAGACCUGCAUCUCCCAUUGAACCUGUGUCUCCACCCCAACCCGUGCCUCCACUUGAGACCAUGUCACAACUGGAGCCUGUGCAGACAGAUACUGCAAACACAAAGUUCCAGCCGGAAGAAACUGUGCACUUUGUGCCUGCGACUAUUACACCUGACUUCGAAGAUGUCCCUGACAACCUCUACCCCGAGUACAACCCUAUGUACUACCCCGAGUACUACCAGUUCCUGCCACCCGAAUUCUACCCCAAACCCCUAAAGGUUGAGACUGUUGAAGAAGUCUGCUUCCUCUCAUCACCACAGCCUCCUCACAACCACCAGCCAAUUCUGCCUGAAAGGAAGCAAACACUGAUUACAAAUCAGGACCUCAAUGAUGGUGGCCGAGACAUUAUGGUCAACGGGCUUCUGGGAGAAACGGCCAUGUAUCCACCCAAGAACGUGUUUCCACCAGAGAACGUGUCUGUACCCCAACAUGUGUCUCCACCCGAACCUGCAUUUCUGCUCAAACCUGUGUCUCCACCCGAACCUGUGCCUCCACCCGAACCUGUGCCUCCACCUAAGCUCAUAAAGGCUAAAGGAUAUGGAUAUAUAACAUAUGAAUGGGAAGGUUGUGGAAACGGACCUGCUGAAUAUUUCUCUAGGAGAAGAUGAGACGCGGCUGAAACAGAAACACAUGGCAGAGUUAUAACGAAGAUUCAAAGUGGUUCUGGCUGCGGACAUGAUCCCGAAUAAGACUGAAUAAAAUUACACCUUUUAAAUGUUGCAGAAAUGGUGUGAGUUUUUAAUCACACU
This is a messenger RNA of Tachysurus fulvidraco (yellow catfish), 1885 nucleotides long. RefSeq names its product extensin-like. The record is from RefSeq and is a predicted model, not a curated record. The transcript has 5 exons. Lineage: Eukaryota; Metazoa; Chordata; Actinopteri; Siluriformes; Bagridae. The coding region runs from base 191 to 1744 and encodes 517 amino acids.